Salvia hispanica is the source of this 2738-nucleotide messenger RNA. NCBI's taxonomy places the organism in Eukaryota, Viridiplantae, Streptophyta, Magnoliopsida, Lamiales, Lamiaceae. The record is from RefSeq and is a predicted model, not a curated record.
CGUAAAUCACCGCGUUUCUACUGUUUAUUCAUGCAAAUUAGUUUGUCUCCGAUCGACGAAAAUGUCGAAGAUGAAACACUUUUUGCGGAAGCUUCACAUCCGCGAUCGCCACCAUCACAGGAGGCAUUCCUCAUCUCAAACGCAGCAAUUGAACUCCACAUCGACGUCGCCGCCGACGGGUGACCAUUCGAGCAAUAGCGACGAGGAGGAGUUUCAGAUGCAAUUAGCGCUGGCUAUAAGCGUUUCCGAUCCGGGUCAGGAUUGUAUUGACCCGGAAACCGCCCAAAUCAACGUUGCUAAGCAGAUUAGCCUUGGCUGCGCGCCUUCUCAGAACCUCGCGGUCUUUGUUUUUGUGAUGCAGAGUUUUAAUGUUGUAAAUUAUGGUGAAAAGGUUAUAGAUGGGUUCUAUGAUGUUUGUGGAAUAGAUUCAACUCUGGCGGUCACAAAGAAAAUGCCGUCACUUUUGGACCUUAAAGCAAUGUCUCAUUUGGAAGAUAUGGGAUGUGAGGUGGUUCUAGUCAACCGUAUAGAUGAUGUGGAUCUCCGGAAACUUGAAGAAAUAGUUUAUUGUAUGUCUGUUGACAAGACUUUGAGUACAAAUUUUCUAGCGCAGAAAAUUGCCGACCUUAUUGUUGAUAGAAUGGGAGGUCCCGUUAGUGUUGUUGAAGAAAUGUUGAGAAGGUGGAGGGCAAGGAAUCGUGAGUUACGAGUCUAUUUGAAUUCAGCCAUCCUUCCCCUUGGCUCCCUUGAUGUUGGUCAUUCACGUCAAAGGGCUCUACUCUUUAAGGUCCUUGCUGAUAGGGUUAACCUUCCAUGCAAGCUAGUCAAAGGCAGUUACUUCACUGGUAUUGAUGAAGGAGCUGUGAACAUGAUAAAAUUAGAGGAUGGAAGUGAGUACAUCAUUGAUCUAAUGGGUGCUCCAGGCACACUCAUUCCUACCGAGGUACCUAGUUCCCAACAUCAUACUUUUGAAUUGAAUGCAAGGCGUAUUGUUACUUCUCCAGGGAGUCUGAAAACCUGCCGUACAGCACCUGAACAAUGGGCUCUGAAGGGAUCAUUUCCACCUGGUACUUCAGGUGCACCAUCUGUGGUUUCCUUCCACUCAAAUUUAGUAGCCAGGAGAUCUGCAGGAAUAAUCUUGACAGAGCAGUUGGAUCAUAAUGUCAAAGAUCUUUAUCUUCCACAGGAGGACAAUUGUAGAGAAGAUCAAGUAUCUUUUACCAGGAACGGUUGUAGAGAAAAUGUGUUUAAACUAGAUUCAGCAGGACAUAAGUCAUCUUUUAAUAAUCCCUGGGUGCAAAACACGCCAGUGGAUGAUAGAAAUGACGAGGCCAUCUCAACUGUCAAUGCUGGUUUUGGUAUAGAUGUUGACUCUUCUGGAAAUAAUUUGCAAAUUGAUCCUGUGCUCAAUGGAGUUGCUGAAAUUUUAUGGGAGGAUCUUCAGAUUGGUGAACGUAUCGGUAUAGGUUCAUACGGUGAGGUAUACCGAGCAGAAUGGAAUGGCACGGAAGUUGCAGUGAAGAGGUUUAUGAAACAAGAUAUCUCAGGAGAUGCACUUGCACAAUUCAAAUGCGAGAUUGAGAUCAUGUUAAGGUUGAGACAUCCGAAUGUUGUCCUUUUCAUGGGAGCUGUGACACGCCCCCCUCAUAUGUCCAUAUUGACUGAAUUCCUUCCAAGGGGUAGUUUAUAUAAGCUGCUGCACCGACCAAGUGUCCAGAUAGACGAAAAAAGGAGAAUAAAAAUGGCCCUCGAUGUGGCAAAGGGAAUGAAUUACUUGCAUACUAGCCAUCCUAUCAUUGUGCAUCGAGAUUUGAAGACCCCAAAUCUCCUUGUUGAUACAAAUUGGGCUGUCAAGGUGUGUGAUUUUGGCAUGUCUCGUCUGCAGCACAAUACUUUCCUAUCUUCGAAGUCCGCAGCUGGAACGGCAGAAUGGAUGGCCCCAGAGGUUCUGAGAAAUGAACCAUCCAAUGAGAAAUCUGACGUAUAUAGUUUCGGAGUCAUACUGUGGGAGCUGGCAACUCUGCGAGUGCCAUGGACAGAGAUGAAUUCAAUGCAGGUGGUUGGAGCCGUUGGAUUCCAGGGUAGGCACCUUGAUAUCCCACCCACGGUUGAUCCCCUGGUAUUCGAGAUAAUAAGUGACUGUUGGAAUAGAAAUCCACAGGCACGCCCUUCUUAUAACCGGCCUCAAGGGUGUGCAGCGCCUCAGUGUGCGUAUAACCGAGAGUUGCAAGUAUCAGGAAUAAUACCAUUGUAGCAGUAGCUGAGAGCUCGUCUCUGGACUCGAAGAGCCAGUUUGAGCAGAAAUCGAUAAUUCAAGAAUUCGUUUGGACCAAAGGCCAUUGGUACGCAGGAAAGUUGCUGAAUUGGGAAGCGUUGAUUCAUUCAAAGUGGGAAUUGAACGCAGCCGAUUCAGAAUAUAUAGAGCAAGUCCUCAACUUCAAAGUUGGCACAAAAGUGUGCAGUUGGGGAACAACUUUAGCAAGUUUCUGCUGGGGAAAGCUUGGUCCUUAAAUUUGUAUGGUUCUAAAAACAUGGGAGAGGAAUUCAUAAGGACUUUUUCUCUCUUAAUGUUCUUAGGGUUGAAAAACAAUGUAGUUAUGAUCAUCUAUUAGAAUGUCUAGAAUAAAAAGAAGAUAGGAAACAGAAAAAAAGGGAGUUGUUGAGAUCGUCAUAAUAGCAAAUGUAAAAAAAGGUCUCUGCGGUUUAUACCUUGAUUUGAGUUUAAUUUGUACAUUUCU